GCCUGGAGGUGGCAGAUCUCCAUCCCCUUGGCAGCUCCGUGCUGGCCCUCGACCCGCGCCAGCUUACACCGGCGUGCGUGGCGGAGCUGCAGGAGCUGGCUGCUCGCCGCGGCUUCGUCCGCUUCAGGAGGCUGGAAAACAUCACGGUCGCGGACCUUCUGCGGAUCUCCCAAAGCUUCGGCGGCCGAGAAGUGGUGAGCCGGCACGUGGCCCAUGCCCAGAGCCCCGACGAUGGCAUCCUACGGCUCUCCAACCAGGCGGCUCGCGGUGUCGUCGGCGUCGGCCCGCAGUGGCACAGCGACGGAAGCACCGAGGCCCGCGUUUUCAGCCAUCUGCUCUUCCACGCCCAGCAAAUGCCGGCCUCGGGGGGCGAGACGGACUUUGCAGAUCUGGCUGCCGCCUACGAGGCAUUGCCUCCCGACUUGCAGGAGAGGUGGUCGCGGCUGGCCUCCGUAAACGCCUACUCUGGUGCCGUCCAUCCUCUCGUCCACCGGCACCCGAUCACCGGGCGCAAGGCGCAAGCGUGCUCUUUCUCCACCUGGGCCAGACGGGGGCGCUGGUGUCCUGGACGGGGAAUGGCACAAGCCCGCAGCGCUCGCCUGCGACCGCGGCUCUCACCUCAAUGGCCGCCGGCACCGAGAUUCCUCCGGGCAGCACAGCUCUAA
Messenger RNA from Symbiodinium natans, 665 nucleotides. NCBI's taxonomy places the organism in Eukaryota, Dinophyceae, Suessiales, Symbiodiniaceae. The record is from the annotation of a GenBank genome assembly.